AAAGCUUAUUAAAUAUAAACAGGUUGUUUGUCCUUGAGUGAACAGUUUGUAUUUGUUGUGUGACGAGCAAUCUGUUUAACGCACAUCUUCGACCUUCUUUGAAAAUAUUAGACUAAAAAUCAGGAAACAAUUAUUCAGAAUAAAAACGCUAAGAACAAGUUGAGCUAAAGUACCUCGACCUAAAUAUAGACGAUGUUGCGGCGCAAGCGGUUGUCUUUGGCGCCCGAUUCGCUGGCAGACCUCAGGGAAAUCUCUGCCGAGGAGCUACAAGGCACCCGAGUAGCGCGGGCCCUUGAACUGCAACAGAAGACAGAGGAGCGACAAAAUGAAAUGGAUAAACAAACUCCGAAUCUUGAAGGUGACCAACUCUCAGCGUAUAUCCAAAGCUGCGUAAAGCUUUCACAGGACAACAAGAUCACAAUUAGGAACGCGUUUGAUGUACAGCUUAUCGACUAUAUGAUUUCGUUUGCUAAAGAGGAGAAAGAUGGCAAUGCAACAAACUUCUCACUAGCUUCCAUGACACUGGAUGCAUCGGGUAAGAUUUACGGAUAUAGAGUAGAUGCCGUACAUCAGGAUGUUUUCAGGCUCGUAUCUGGCAUAGGUGUUGGCAAGAACAUCGUAAACGAUGGUGGCAUACCUGCGGCACCUGAAGAGCUCGAUCAAGACAGGAACGAUCAAACCAAAAAGGCGAAAAAGCGUCGCCUGAGAAGUACAUACAUCGGCGAAGAAAACGCUCAUAUCGGAAAUAUUGAGAUCGAUUACGAAAUCAGUGGAAACGACAUUUUAACGACGGUUCACCACAACGAUGGAAACGCCUUAGGCCGAAUAAUGUCAUACAAUUUGGUUCCAAUGGAGACGGACUCUGUAGACAUCGAAGGCAGUAAUGCGUGGUGGCAGGCUAAUGGCUCUGUUCAGUAUGUCCCCUGUGUGGCUGAUAAUUUGCCUACGAUAGCCGAGCGCCUACCACUAUCGACGUACUUACUCGAACAGAACAUGGAGGCUACUUUUGCGGUUGAGACCUCAUGUCCACUACCAAAUCACCCAAGCCAGGGCGAUUACAACAACCUUAAUGAGUCGGUGGUGUUUGACCCUGAUGCAGAGCCACUUCCAGUAGCGGAGGAUGCUCAUGACAGUCAUAUGGACAUUGCCCCUAACAUGUCAACUAUUAUGGAAAGAAACAAUUUUGGGGAAGUAACUACUUUGAACCAAACUGCGAUAUUUGCGUUUGACUUUCUCGAGCAGUUGAAGUCACAGGGACUCAACUUUGCCGGGCCAACCCAGUUCAAACUCAGACGCUUCAAUAUUUUGGGCCACGAGAAAAAAAAUCCUGGAGGUACACAAGCACAGAAAAACCGAAGUAAAAGAAACUUGGACUAUGUCAUGUUUAAUGACGACAGCUGUGUCGAUUUUUUUGAGGAUGCUCAGCCAAACUUGCCAAAAACAAAGGGAAGGGCACCAGCCCGGUCCGCUACGACGUUAGCUUCGUUGACAAUGGAUCGCUGGACCAGCGAUUCAACCACACUCACAGUGGAAUUUACUCCAUCGAGCUUUGAGCGCCUGACACAGCUGUUCGAGCUCAGCAAUAUCAGCGUACAUCAAAAUAAACAGAAGCCCGCGGAGGAUUUUGGUGAAGUAGGCCGAUUAAUUGAGUAUCGAGAUGAUGCAGACGAUCGGCCAGUAAGCCCUUGCGCGGACGAUCAUUUUAGCGAUUUAGGAAGAGACGCUGAACACGCAGAUCGGGAUUUCAAUAUUGAAAACGUUGAGGCUGUCGACAACGACUUCAAUGUGCCUUAUUCACAACCUGCAGAAGAUGAACUUGGAUACGAUAACCUAAUUAGCGCACCAGGAGUCGUUGCAGAAAAGCUUGUCAUUGCGUACACGAAAGCCGCUAAAAAAUUUAACGUUCGUCAAAUGAAGGAAAGCUAUUGGAAGGUUUUAACUAACAGUAUGGACAAGGCUGAGGCUAUGGAUGGUGAGAAGAGCUUUUCGCAACUGUUUGACGAUGUUCAACCUCAUCUAUCCCAGAUGAAUCGUAAAAACGUCUCUUUACCUUUAGCCUUUGUCUCGAUGUUGUUACUUUGCAAUGAAAAACACCUUAUGCUGAAAUCGGAGAACGAAUAUGAUUUUAAAGUUUAUCAAGCUCCGAACCCAUACAAGUAGAGGCCAAUCAGUGAGAGUACCGUUAUCAUUGUAUUCUGUUAUCACUGUAGGGAGGUCUACUUAUUGAUGAAGAUUAAGCAAGUACAAUAAAUUGUAUCUAGAGAUUAGCGGCAGCAGAUGAGCGGCGAUAACGAAUGUAGAAAUUAGAUCGGUUCGAUAUUUAAUUCUGUUUCUUUCGAGUCGAUGUAGUUCAGAUUUUAAAAUUUGAAUACACAUACAAAGCGGAUUCUUAUUUUUUGCAAUUUGCUUCACACUGCGUUAGCGGCUCAUGACUUCAAGCACGUGCUAAUUUGUGGGUUAAUCAGAGCUAGUAAAUACAUUCUCUUUUGUGUAUUUUGUGUACAAAACAUUCAAAAGACAAAAAAAAGUGUAGUCAACAUCUAUAAUAAAGAACCAUUGAUUUCAUUUUAGUGUAGACAGAGUGUACAGAAGAAAAAAUUCUGUUUCAUGAACUGCAUACAUAAGGUUUAAUUAUCUGAAAAGGUGAGGGGUACAUCAUAAGUGAAUUAACAAAUUUGUAUAUAGUUUUUAUCAAUCGGGAAAUCAAAUAAAAUGUUAGCGAUUUUGUUUCACUAUUUAAUCAGGUUUAGCUUUGUGCGAAGACAUUUAUACAAUUGCCAUAAUAUACCACUUGUACUGCUACUGUUGUUGCUAGUACCUUUUACCAUAUUAAUAAAACAAAUAGUUAGUUGAGGCGAAACUUAGGUAGAUAGGUACAAGCGACAUCGACUGGACAGAGUGAUGAUCUUGUUCUAGGGAUUUCGUAAAUUAGAAUCUUGUAAUCCAAGUUAU
Varroa destructor (honeybee mite) is the source of this 2952-nucleotide messenger RNA. RefSeq names its product condensin complex subunit 2-like. Gene Ontology annotation, cellular component: condensin complex. Gene Ontology annotation, biological process: mitotic chromosome condensation. Gene Ontology annotation, molecular function: chromatin binding. Lineage: Eukaryota; Metazoa; Arthropoda; Arachnida; Mesostigmata; Varroidae. The record is from RefSeq and is a predicted model, not a curated record.